Zeugodacus cucurbitae (melon fly) is the source of this 7375-nucleotide messenger RNA. Its product is annotated as limbic system-associated membrane protein. The record is from RefSeq and is a predicted model, not a curated record. NCBI's taxonomy places the organism in Eukaryota, Metazoa, Arthropoda, Insecta, Diptera, Tephritidae. Gene Ontology annotation, cellular component: neuronal cell body; plasma membrane; axon. The transcript is spliced from 11 exons. The coding region runs from base 2301 to 4181 and encodes 626 amino acids. Gene Ontology annotation, molecular function: protein binding; axon guidance receptor activity. Gene Ontology annotation, biological process: homophilic cell-cell adhesion; synapse organization.
UGACGAAGUUCGUCUAGUUGGAAUUUCAGUUGGUUUGAAGGAGUAAAAGCAAAAACGUUUAGUUUGAAGUGAACUAUUCGGCAAUGUUGACAUGUUUAACGCGUUAACGCUGUAACGGUAUAUGGACAGAUUUGAUAUUUGAAGUAGCAGCAGCAGCAAGUUGUUGUAGUCAGAUUUUGUUGUGAAAAAUAUUUAUAAAUGACGAGAGGCAAAUAAAAUUUAUAAUUUUUGCAAAAGAACGGGAGUGAAACUUUAUUUAAAUAAACAAAAAUUUAAAAUAAAUAAUACAAUUGAACAGUGUGUGCUAAAAGUAUUGUUGUGCGAUCAUAAACACGUGCUGGAUAAUUGUAGUUCGUUUUUUGGAGCGCAUAACACAUUAGUGAAGCACACAUUUGGGCGCAUAGACGUGUGUGUGUUAAACUAAGGGAAAUUCUGAACCAAUUCUUAAUGAAGUUAAUGUGGCAAGUAAUUAUUGAAAGCAUAUAGUUUUGUGUACAAUUGUUGAAAAAUAAUUUACGUAACGGCGCAGACUAAUUUACGAAACAAGUUUGAAUUUGUAUUUCAAAUUUACGCGCCUAUUUACAUUCAACAUACAUUUAGGCGCAGAAGCCUCUAUCUAAAAAGUAAUUCAAACGGUUAACGGUAUUUAUUUAGCAACAGACAUAGCUAAGUCUCAUUUAUAUCGCUUACUCUUACUCAGCCAUUUUGUUAGCGUAAACGCCCUCAAGCUUCAACGUUGCAGCUAAUACGGGUUUAAGCUUAGUGUACAAGAAGAUCAGUAAGACAGCAAGUGGAACGAUUACAAAGCUUAUACAAACAAACAAUCAAUAAAUUUUGUUGCCAAUACCUGCCACCAAUGGAAUGUGUGUGGCAAGCACAAAUUGAAAAUCGAAUCUCAUUUGUAGAAAGUGUAAGUGUAAUGCACCUUAAGUGAAUAACUGAUGAGUCAAGAAAUCAAAUCAAGCUAAUUUACAUUUUCGAAAAAGAAGGCACACACAUAACCUCACUCAGCUGCUAACCUAACACCGUGUGUACACAGUUACAUGUCUUGUACACCCGGGAGUGUCGUGUACUUCGUUCAUUUAUAAGAAAUCCCAGUCUACACGUACCGAGUUAACGUUGUGUGUGUGUGUGCGCGCGCUACAAAUAAACAGGCUAACACCUCAGCUAUAUAUUGUGCUUUAGCGCCCAAAAGUAUACGCCACGGUGUGCAUUAAAAUUUGGGCCAAGAAGCUGGCAGCGAAAGAACAGUGAAAACUUUCUUCUAUUUUGGGCUGUGCUGUAAAAACUGCGCCAGCAUCAAUCCUCGUUAAGCAGUGUGUCAGUAAACAAUCGCAAUAAAUCAAAGCUUGUCAACGCAACUCCCGAGUGUGCGACUGCAACAGCCCACCUGCAGAGCAGCCGCGGCUCACAUGCGCUCGUGUGCGUGUCUCCGUGCGCAUUUGUGUGUCAUUUUGUGGCGUGAACGUGUUAAAAAUUAAUUUGCAUAAAUAGCAAAUAUUUCGUGUUGACAGAGUAAAUAUUUGCCGGCAUAUGCAGGUUGCAACGCCAAAAAGUAGGCAAUAAAUUAUAGCGCGUCACAAUUGUUGAAAUUCCCGACUUUCAACGCAUACUUAAUGCGAAAUUUAUGCGUUUAUUUAUUUAUUUGAGUUUUAAAAGAGAAAAAAUAAUUUUUCGAAAAAAACAACAGAGCGUAAUUGAUUAAUAGCGGUAACAAAUUAACAAAUGCAUAACCGCAUAAAUAAGUGCAUUCGCGUUUGUUUUUGUUGCGGCAACGGCGUAUAUGAGAAACCGACCUACAGCGCCUGUGCAUAUGCAAUGAAUUGUGACCGACCGAGCAUUUGCAGCGCUUAAGCAGUGAAACGUUGUACGGCAACACAACAAUAAGAGCAUUUAAGGCAAACUAAGUGGCGGCGGAAAUAAAGUAAAUUAUAAAAGACAGGAAAUUCGUGGAAACGCGGCUUAUGAAAAUGCGCAGUCAAAGCACCGCAGCAAAAAAGUAAAAGCACUGAAGAAACAAUCUUCUAUAAAAGCGUAAAAUUAAAUAACAAAGCCACUUAGCUUAAGCCGCUUUGUUUUUGUUUUGAAUGGGCAAAGGCAACGGCAACGGAAGUGGCAACAAAAAGCGCGUAUAAAGCAAGUAUAAAAUUGACGUUGAAAAAGGGAAUAUAAAAGAAGCUGCAAAAACAAAGCAGUCGUACGUUAAUAAAGCACACAAAAAAUAAUUAAGCAGUGUACAACAAGAACAACAACAACAAACACAGUUACUUAUAUACACAAGUGCGGCCAUUUUCGUAACAAUGCGCAUCAUUUCGCAUAGCAUACGUUGCGGCGCGCAAGCUUAUGCUGCCAGCGCAACGCAUACAAUAAUUAAAAACAGUGCUGCACACCCCACCACCACCAACGUAUUGUCAGCCACCAAUUCCACCGCUAUGAAGCAGUCACAAGCCACCAAAAUAUUUGCAAACGCUACGUCACACAAGCAGCAACGCCAGGCCGCCACACGGUCCGUUGACGCGUCGCCAUUAGCUGUGCCACACACAUUGCCAGCUGCCAACGCGUCCACAACUACUACGUUAGCUACACAACGGCCAAUGCAGUCGAUGUCGCAGACGCUAUCAACUACAGCCAAGCCACGUCGUCGCUCCUACGCUGCACAAUUCAGCAUGAAUUGCCCCAUUUUAAUUGUAAUUAGCCUCGCUUGUAUCCUGCAUGCCGGUCUGCUGUGGCAUGGCGCAAGUGCAGCAAUCUCAAAUCGAGGCACCAACACACGCCCCAUGAGCACUUCGCAGACGUCAUCCAUGUCGGGUGUGCAACCGCAUUUUCUCUCGCGCGGCCACACAUAUCGCGCCGUGGUGGGCGACACUCUGGUGCUGCCGUGUCAAGUUGAGAAUUUGGGAAAUUUCGUUUUAUUGUGGCGACGCGGCAUCAACGUGCUCACUGCCUCCAAUAUAAUGGUGACAAGGGAUGAGCGCAUAAGACUGAUAGACGGUUAUAAUUUAGAGAUAUCAGAUUUAGAGCCACAAGAUGCUGGGGAUUAUGUAUGUCAAAUCAGUGACAAAAUAAAUCGUGAUCAAGUGCACACUGUGGAAAUAUUGGUACCACCGAGCGUGCGCGCUAUACCCACCUCUGGUCAGUUGCAGGCACGCAAAGGGGGCCCAAUCACUUUGGAGUGCAAAGGAUCUGGAAAUCCUGUACCAUCCAUUUAUUGGACAAAGAAGAGUGGCGCUGGCAAGUCAUCAGCUCGCAUUGGCGACGGUCCAAUUUUGACACUGGAGAAACUCGAGCGUCAACAGGCUGGAGUCUAUCAAUGCACCGCAGACAAUGGAGUCGGUGAACCGGUCACAGUCGACAUGCGUUUGGAUGUUCUAUAUCCGCCCGAUAUACAAGUGGAGAAGUCAUGGAUACAUUCUGGUGAAGGUUUCGAAGCAAAACUGGUAUGCAUAGUCUACGCUGAUCCGGUAGCCACGGUGUCCUGGUACCAAAACUCAUUUCCGAUACAAACGACCGAUAGGCGAAUUAUGUCAACAAGAGGCAAUCGACACACGCUCACCAUACGCCACAUACAGCAGGAGGACUUUGGCAACUACAGCUGUGUUGCCGAUAACUCACUCGGACGCUCGCGCAAGUACAUGGAGCUGUCUGGACGCCCAGGCCCAGCUGAAUUCUACUCACCGAAAUGGGGUCGCUCAUCGGACAGCUACAAUCUGACAUGGAAAAUAGAUAGCUAUCCACCGCUGCAGGAGGUGCGUCUGCUCUACCGCCGUGUAUUGAUGAAUGACACAUUCCAGCAACCAGGAAGAUGGCAUGACUUUAUACUGACACCUGAACAUCGUCCCGCAUCGGAGCCACUUACACACAUCAUGUCGUAUACCAUAAAGAAUCUACAUCCUGGCGCUUACUACGAAGCGAUAGUGCAGGCGAAAAAUAGCUACGGUUGGAAUGAGGUCAGCGAUAUCUUUCAAUUUAUCGUCGCUAGCAAUACCAUGGACAUACCGCCGGAGGACGCCGAAGUGGUGGCCAGCUCCAAGUCGCGCAGCAAUUCCGCCGCCACGGGCAGCACGCAAUUGCCAACGCUAACGCAUAGACACACCAUGGCAUGGUGUGCGCUCUUCGCCAUCGCGGCGAGUUGCCUGCUGCAACGCCGGCAUCAGCGACAAAUUUGCCUCAACGUGGGAUAAGCGAGCGAAACGAACAGGCGCGCGUCUUAAUGCAGCAGCUACGAAGGCGGCAAAUUAAUUUAACGUAAGAAAUGUAAUUCGAUGCUUUUGUUGAUUAUUUAUUUUCAAUUUAAGUGAUAAGCCAAGGGUCAAGCAAAAAAAAAAAAAAUGCGAGAGCAAAAAAUAUACCAAAAACGUGGAACAUGUAGAUUAAGAUAAAGUAAGAAAACAAAUUUACUGCGAUAAGCAGAAAAACCGCAACAUGAUUGAAAGUAUCAGCAUCAGAAAAAAGUAUUAAAUUUAAAAACGCAAUUACAGUAUCCUUUGCGUAUCAAAUCUUUACUUAAUUUGCUUUAUAAUUAAUUUUGUAUUAAAUAACAAGCAAGUCGGCGAAAGGUGAACAAGUAAGCUGGACUUUAAAUAAGAGAGCAAAAAGUUUAGCGGCUAACGGGUUUUAGCAUUUCUUUAAUAUUCAAUUUUUAACUAGUCUAGAUACAUAGAAUUACCUAUUGCCUGAUUUAAUUGCGUAUGUAAAUUAACUGAAGUCUCAUUAAAUACCUAACAGACAGCUAAUUAAUUGAUCAAUUAACCGGCAUCUGCUCGAUUAAAACGCUUAUUAAAAUCGAUUUACCAUACAGAAUAAAAUCUACAUUAAUUUUUGAUUGAAUUUUAAUCGACUUGAAAAUCAAAUGCAACUCUGCGACAAAGACGUACGAUAUACGUUCUUUGCGAUUGGCUGGAUUUUUUUAUUAAAAAAAAGCUACGGUAGAUGUCGCCGCUAAAAAUAUUAAUGAGCUGAUAAAACUUACCAACUUCUUAUGAAAAGCAAAAACAAAAACAUUUAAUUUGGAUGUCUAAAAAUGCUAUUAAUUUAGAAAAUUUGUUAAUUGACUUAAUUAGGCUGAAGCAGUUUUUCUUUAAAACCCCUCUAGCGCCAAAAAUAUUUUAAAUGUCAAACCGCUUAUAUUCUUCUUAAUAUGGAGUCUUAAUUGCCAAAUAAGCAUAUUCCAGUAAUUUAACCUUUAAUUUGCAAGAAAUCUAAUAUACAUAAUUACAACUACCAUAUUUGACAAUGAAAUUGUAAGCUCUCAAGAUAUACUCCGAAAACUGUAUAAUAAAGAGUGAUUGAAUAUACUUCCCUUCAAGAGCCGCUUUAAUUGAUAAUUUAGUUAAUUACCAAACAAGAAUAUAUCAGCAAUUUAAGACUUAGUGAUGAAGAAUUAACUAAUUGCCAAUAUGUAUCCAACUUAAAUACAACGCUGUGACGUCUGCCUAGUCGAAUAAAAUGAAAUGUUUAUUCAAUGCCACAUAAUAAUUUUCUUUGUCGGUAAGACACACUUUCAACGUAUUCUUACAGGUUUGGAGAACAGCUUUCUUAGCCUAAAAUUUGCAAAGUGAUUCAUUAAAGCCUCAGUCACUUUUAGUAAACAUAUACAAUUUAAAAGAACCCCUACAGAAUUCUGGCCUUAGUUUUUGGUCUUCCAAUGCCAUAUUUAAUUAUUUUUAGAACCGAGUGGCCAACAAAAGAGUGUCUCGUACUACCAAAACUGGUAUUUUCCAUACAAACUACGGAAAAAAUGUCUAUAUCUUUUCAUAGAAUUGUCUCACUAGCUGACUAUGUGUGAAUCUACCAAAAUUAAACAAGAGGAAGCAUUUGAAUUGAGGAAUAAAAAUGCUUAUAGUUACAGAAUUUGACUGGUGUGCUUACUGGACAUUGCCCAAUGGGUAGCCAUGCGUUGAGACUUGGCAUCGUGGCAGAUGCAAGUUGUCAAAGCUGUAUGGAGGAAUUCGAGGUGGAACCAUCCAAGCAUUUCCCUCUCUUUUGACCAGCUUUUGCCAGACUGAGGUUGAAACACCUCGGAAGGCUAUUUUUCGGCGAUCCCAGCGAAUUGGCUAGAAUCGACAUUAGCCGUCUAAAGAUAUUCGUAACAGGUUCUAAACGUUUUGCUGAAUCUUAAGGGUUUUUGAUCCAUAGGGAGUUUUACUGGUAUCACAAUGGACAGCGCUCUAAGCUGUCUAAGUGAGAUCUUCUGUGUUUUUGCAGAGAUCUGCCUACAAACCUAUCCUAACCUAACCUACAGACUUCGCACAAAUAUUGAGACAUAAACGAUUUGAUAGCUGUUUCAAGAGCACGAAUGCUGCAAGAUGGUGAGAAUGGAAAAUUUUCAAUGCAAAAUUUACUUAUCUAAAUUGGAGAUUAUUAAAGACAUAACGAAUUUUUCUCUCUAAAAAUUUAUUCUUGGGGUCCACAACAGCAAAACCCGCAACGAGACUAAACUUGUGCUUACAAUAUCACCGAUUUCAACUAAUUGUAACCAAAUUGAAACAAUUUGAGUUUUUUCUGUCUUAAGUUAAUUUUUAUCACAUGCGACAACAUAUAUUUUAAUGCUACAAGGCAAUUCAGACAUCCACUUAAUUAAGUCAAUUACUAAAUUGUCUACACUAUUGCGCAUAGCACAAUAUUACUAAUUGACUCAAUUAAGCCAUUGUCUGCAGCCCCAAUAAGUAAGCAACAUAAAUUGUAAAUACAGAGUGUUGAUUUAAGUAAAAAAAAAAACAGAAAAUUAGUUAGUAGAAACAUGUAAAUAAAUUAAAUUUUAAAAUAAAGCAUAUUUCAUAGAGCUAAGAACACAGAGAUUAUUCAAAUAGAAUUGGGAAUUUCAAUUUUCGCACACAUGCACACGACUUUUUACAAUUAAAAGAACACCACUUACAUAUACAUAUAAGUAUAAAGUAUAUAAUAUAUAUAUAUAUUAGUGAGAUGAAGUUGAAAUGCUCGUCACACACACACAUAUAUAUGCAUAUGUAUUGGUGUUUGUGUGUGUAGAGUUAGAUAAAAAGCAUACCACCAGCAAAUGAAAAUAAAGUUUUAUUGAUAUGAAAGUAGCAAAUGGGAGUAUUUUCCGCUUGUAAACGCAAAUUUAAUGAACUUUGAAAUAGUUUUUACUCUCAAAGUUAGUAAUUUAUUUGAAUAAACACUGUAAAUAGCAUUUUAAGUCACAUCAACAAAAACAUAAACCAACAAAAAAAAAAUACUUUUAUAAAAAAUAUAUUAAAAAACUUAAAUGAAAAUAAUAAAUAUUAUAUUUAUUUAUGUAUGUAGUAACAUAACGGCGAUGGCACAUUUGAGGUCAUUCAAAGCUCAUAAUUAUUAAUGUAUUAUUGUAUAUUUGCGGCUAGUUUGUAAGUAAUUAACACACACACACACAGAUACA